CAAAUUCAAACUUUUAUAAUAAACCAAUCAUAACAUAUAUCUCGGGAUCUAAGUAACAAUUUCCCAAUGUUUUUAAAUCUGUGCAAUUUCCAGAAACUACUUUGUAUCCAUAGCAACUUCUGGUAUCAACAACAACAUCAAUAUAGUUUCAAAUGGGGUAAUAGACUUAGACCGAAAUAAUCGUUUUGUAUUUUGAUUUUAUAUCAUUUUGCUAUUUGAGAAUUGAUUUUUCUAUACAAUAUCGUUACAUUAGAACAUGUCCUUGGUUGAGAUCGUGGAACACAACGAAGUAAUUUACACAAUCCUCGACAAACCACCACCAGAGCCUCCCAAAACUCCGAGAUACCAAUCAAAACUUGAGAAAGAGCUUAAAGAAAGGAAAAUCCCCCAACUUCGCCGUACUUUUGGAUAUGCUGAGACACCCUUACCACCACCAGACAAAUUCUUAAAGAAAGGAGAAGGCAUUGGUCAGCCGGUUAAGAAAUCUGACCACAAAUGUGUGACCUCCGGUAAUCUGCCUCCAGUACCUAAAUGUCCACCGCCAGAAAAGAAAAAAGAGAAAACCCAGGUUAAUUUUAAGGUCAUGAAUAUAAAGAAAGCCAUUAAAGUUAAGGGGAAACCCGUCGAGCCAAAACUCGUGGACACCAGAGACGGUCACAGAAAAACAAUAAAGGGUUCAGGUGAAGUGCCAGAAUAUUGCCUAAGACCGGAUUUCGGGAAAAUGCCGGCGUACUUAGUGAAGAGGAAUAGAAGAAUCCAAAGGGAACUGGACAAGAUACGUUACGCCGAGGAGAACAAAGAGAGUCUUUGUAAGCAGAUCAGCGAGGAAGAGAGGCAGAAACUACUUCAGGAUCUGAAACACAACUGGCAGUUGAUGCAGAAGGCGUUCCUGCAGUUGCCCAUGCUCACGGACACAAUCCCCAAGAUACUGAAGAAGACCAAAAUGGAGAACGAGCUGCGACAGCUCGAGAAAGAUAUCGCUCUAGUGGAAAGCAACCCUUAUAUUUAUAUUUACGAAUAGGUAGUUAUGA
Amyelois transitella is the source of this 1031-nucleotide messenger RNA. RefSeq names its product enkurin. Gene Ontology annotation, cellular component: acrosomal vesicle. Lineage: Eukaryota; Metazoa; Arthropoda; Insecta; Lepidoptera; Pyralidae. Gene Ontology annotation, molecular function: calmodulin binding. Bases 257 to 1021 code for a protein of 254 amino acids. The record is from RefSeq and is a predicted model, not a curated record. The transcript has 4 exons.